Molecule: messenger RNA, 1254 nt
Organism: Populus trichocarpa (black cottonwood)
Lineage: Eukaryota; Viridiplantae; Streptophyta; Magnoliopsida; Malpighiales; Salicaceae
Product: ribosomal RNA-processing protein 17
Exons: 4
Coding region: 113-700 (195 amino acids)
Cellular component (GO): nucleolus
Molecular function (GO): RNA binding
Source: RefSeq, a predicted model, not a curated record
CCUCUAACCCACGGACCUGUUUGCUGAACCUCAAGCUCGUUCGCUCUCCCUGUAAAUUCUAAAACCUACUAGGACCAGAGAGAAUCACCUGGAAAACAGUUUUGAAGCUACCAUGGGAGCUGAAAUUGAGGACAAUGGAGCAAUACAGAUACCGCCAACCCGAGUUGGGCACAUAAAGAAACGAGCUCUUAAGAACAAAGCUGUAUCUGUCUCUUUCAACCAGAAAGAUCUCAGGGAUUAUGUUACCGGGUUUCAUAAGAGGAAGAAGAAGAGAAGGAAGGAAGCAAUUAAACAACAAGAGGAGAAGUUAAGGCUCAAGCGAAUCGCGUCUCGCAAACAGAGGAAACUGGAAAAAGAAUUUGCUUUACAUGGAGGAGCUCCACCAGCCACUAAUGAAAGUGACGAGUAUGAAGAGGAUCAUGAAGAAAGUGAGCCAAUUGCAUCAGUAAACGGGACAACAAAGUACGACAACGGGGACAUGCAAGUCACUGUGACAACUAGUGAAAUUUCACGUGAAGAUAAAGAUGGCUCAAGUGAAAAGACACAAGCAGAAGUGCCAAGGUUGGUCGAAGCUGAUAAAACGCACAAGUUAUCCGUGAGCAAAAAGAAAUCAUUCAAGAAAGUUUCAAAACGCAAAUCACGGACAAAGCCACAAAAAAAAAGGGAUAGAAAGAAGGGAAAGGCGAAGAACAAGCUGUAGUUUAUAGUUGAUCUUCUUGCCAUACGAAGCAUGGGGGGAUCAAAUUGUGUUUUCUGCUGUUGGAGUACAUAGUUUAACAAAGGCUAAUUGCUGAGACAUUUAUGCCAGGCCAUGUAGAAAAUUGGUUCGUUUCAGCGUUUUCUAUUUUAUUAAAGCAAAUAUAGUUGAUGAUAUUUUCUCCACUAACAAUGUACCGACUUUAUCGACGAUUCCAGAUUGAUGUUUUCACAGUUUUUGGGUGGCAGGUUCUAUCAGGGAAUCCUUCCUCUUUGUCCUCGGUUUUUACUCAAAAGUUUAAUGGCCAACAAUAAUGAUGGUACGGGCAUCACAUCUGUUCUUGUGUAAUUUCCUGUCGGUGGUUAAACUUGUGUCUGCACAUUUUUUAUUCUUAAUUUUACCGUCGUACUUCGGGUUGGGAUUGAGAAGGUUUGCCUUCUGGCGAUAUUAGUUGUAUGAUUUGAGACAUCUUGACUGCGAAGUUACACUGACAGUGGCAUUUCUCUCUCUUUUCUCAACGAGAGUUCUGAUCAAUAAAAAGGUUAUCUUGGAGAUUA